AUGAACGACUCGCAAUACGGCUCGUCGUACAACCCUCCGACGGACACGUCCUCCUUCCAAAUGAACCCGCUGUCCUCGCACCCGCCGCGCACGCCCCGGACGUCCAUCAUGUCCAACGGCUCGCAUGUCUUCGGCACGGACAUCUACGACACGAAGGCCGACGCGGAGGAGAAGCACCAGGAGCCCGAGGUCGAGGAUGAGGAGGAGGAGGACGAGAAGCCGAGCGCGGCGAAGAACCACGUGCGGCGAGAGGAUGUGUGGCGGGAGCUGCUCAAGUCGGCGAACGGGCGCGACAAGGCAUUCAAACUCCUGCAAUAUUCGAUGAAGAUGUACUUGGUGUUCCAUGUGGCGGUCACCUCCACCCGUGCUUUCCGGGGGAAGCAGCGUCCAGCAUGGGAGGCGGAGCUCACCAAGCGCUUGGCAUCUGCUGUCGCAGGGUUCUCCCUGACCAGGAAAUGCCUCAUCCUCUUCAACUGGCUGCCGCCACUCACGUCCAUACUCGCGCAGCACUCGUCCGAUACAUACGCGUCGCACAAGAACAAGCAGAAGCCGCUGCUGCACACGUUCCUGCACGCGCCGCCACCCGUAUUACUAGAGUUCAUCAAUGGUCUCGCAGAUGACGCUGCGACCUUCUCCAAACUUGGGAUUAUCGGCAAGGUGACGGGGGAGCGCGCCGGACGGCUUGCGGAUUACUGUUGGUUCGCAAGUACGCUCGUGAACCUUGUCGAGAACAGCGUCGAGAGGAGCGUCAUUCUCGACCUCCAACAUCAAGUGGAAAACCGCCUUUACUCCGAGUCUAUGGGUGGUACCACCACGAAAUCGAAUCCAGCUGCCAAUAAGCUGGACAACAAGGAGCUCGUACGCCUGCGGCGUCAAGAUUACUGGAUACAGGUGACGAGGAUGAAACUCCUCAUGGACCUGAUAUUUGUCUCGUACGACGUGUUCCGCCUCAAGCGCGCCAAAGGCCAGGUACAAACUAUGGCCGGGCUGGCCUCUGCAGUGCUCAGCUCGGCGAAGCUGUACGACAAGCACAAAACUAUGCUCAGCAAGUCGCAUACCCACUGA
This is a messenger RNA of Trametes versicolor FP-101664 SS1, 1065 nucleotides long. RefSeq lists its product as uncharacterized. Bases 1 to 1065 code for a protein of 354 amino acids. The record is from RefSeq and is a predicted model, not a curated record. Lineage: Eukaryota; Fungi; Basidiomycota; Agaricomycetes; Polyporales; Polyporaceae. Gene Ontology annotation, cellular component: peroxisomal membrane. The transcript has 6 exons. Gene Ontology annotation, biological process: peroxisome fission; regulation of peroxisome size.